AUGAAGAGUAUUUAAAAAGAGAGACCUAUUCAAGUAGUGAAGUACACAAAAGAAACAUAAGAAUUUGAAAUAACAAAAGAGGCUAGAGAAUUUUUUUAAGAGUUAGAAGGUGAUUUUGGAUUUGUGGUCGUUUGUGGAAAGUAUAGAACAGGGAAAAGCUUUUUAUUAAAUAAGCUAUUAGAUGUAGGAGGAGAUGGAGUAAGUUUAGGAUUAAAGUUUAUAGUUUAAAGUUGAUGCAGCAACUGACUCUUGCACAUAAGGUAUUUGGAUGUAUUCAAAACCUAUUAUCAAUUAAAAAAACAACCUUUAGAUUUAUUUUUUAGAUACUGAAGGUAGUGAAUCAAUUGAUAGAAAUAAAAAUCAUGAUGCUAAAAUAUUUGCUUUAGCUAUUUUGAUGAGUUCCAUUUUUGUUUUUAAUUCAAGAGGAUGCAUUGAUGAAACAUCCAUCUCUUAAUUGUAAUUAACAACAACUUUAGCUAAGAAUAUAUAAGUUUAAGAUUAAAAUAAAGAAUCUGUUAAUGAAUCUUAAAUAAAAUAUUUUACACCUAAAUUUGUUUGGAUAUUAAGAGACUAUGUUCUUGAAAUGAGAGAUAAAAAUUAAAAAGAAUUAUCACCCAAAGAAUAUAUGGAAAAUUGUUUAAAUGAUGAAAGUUAAUAUGCUAAAUCAAAUGAAUAAAGUAAAAAAAUUAGAAAAUCUUUACUUAAUUUUUUUAGAGAAAGGUAAUGUUUUCCUUUAAUAACUCCAGUUGAUGACACAUAGUUAUCAAUAGUUAAUUAAAUUUCAUUCAAUUAAUUAAGGCCAGAGUUUUAAAAAACUGUAAAUGUUAAAUUAUUUAUAUAAAGUUGAAAAAAUUAAAAGAUUAUAUAAUGGACAACUGUUCUCCAAAGUAAAUACAUUCUGAAAAUGUGAAUGGAAGAAUGUUUUGUGCAAUGUUAGAUAAUUACAUUGAAGUAAUUAAUAGAGGUGGAGUUCCUAAUAUAGAUACAGCAUGGGAUAGUAUUUUAGAAAAUGAAUGUGCAUAAGGAUUUGAUUAAGCUCAAAAAAAUUAUUAGAAUAGUUAUAAAAGUUUUUUUACUUAGGAUAAAAAUUAAAGAAAGUUAGAAGAUACUAUUUAAAUACUUUCAUAAAUACGUAGUGAUUGUUUUGACACAUUUCAUCAUAUAGCUGGAGUGAGAGAAAUGAAUAAUCAUUAUGAAAAUUAUAAACAAAAGCUUACAGAGAUGUUAAAUAAAGCAGAAAAUGAAGCUAUAUAUGCAAAUGAUCAAUAUCAUUAAUUGUAAAAUUAAUAUAUUUACAUAGAAAAAAUUAAUAAAUAAUUGCAUAAGAAAUUAAAAAAGUAUAGGAAGAUGUAGAAAAAGAGAAUUACACUUAUGAUGAUUUACAUUUCUUUUCAACUGAUUUUGUUAAGUAAGUAUUUAAUUCAGUUUAGUUUUUUAUUAAAUUAUGAUAAACUAGGAUCUGGUGCAAAUAAAGCAAUUACACUUUUUGAUUAUUUAAAAUCAACUCAUUCAAAUUUAUUAAAAAAAUUAGAAAAAUCAAUUAGAUAAAAAUAAAAUAAAAAAGGAUCAACUUAAACUAAUAUUAAUUAAGAAUUAGCAUAAGAAAUAAGAGAUUAUGAUUCUCAAUAUAAAAUAUUAGAAUAGAAUAUUUAAUAAUAAGAUAUAUAAUUACAAAAGUUAGAAGCUGAAAAAUAAAAAUUAGAUUAGGAAAAGAAGAAAUUAAAAGAAGAAUUAGAAUAACUUUAAAAUAGUAAUAAAUAUAAAUAAAUAAUAAGAAUAGAAUUAAGUUAACUAAGCUGAAAAAUAAAAAUUAGAGGAAGAAUAAAAGAAAUAAGAAAAGGAUAAAUAAGAACUUAGCUUAAGACUAAAAGUAAUUAAUUAUAUCUAAGAUUAGAAUAUAACUAAAAAAAAGAAAGGAUGCUGUGGAUGAUAUUGAUUAUUAUAAAAUUU
Paramecium sonneborni is the source of this 1950-nucleotide messenger RNA. The record is from the annotation of a GenBank genome assembly. NCBI's taxonomy places the organism in Eukaryota, Ciliophora, Oligohymenophorea, Peniculida, Parameciidae.